AGGCGGCAGCAACACUUCGAACAGCAGCCAAGCAGCAAAGGAAAACCAGGAAUCAAAGCAGCGACAGAGACUCAGAAGCAGCGCAACGGCAGAAGGGAAAUGGACCCAGCAGCAGCAGCGGCAGCAGCAGCAGCAGCAGUUGAGAGUGUGAAGAAAGUGCUAGGGCAACUAGCUCUCCUCUCAGUGGUGUGUGAAUUUAUGUAUUCGUGUUAGUGCCAGUGCCAGUGCCAGUGAGUGUGUCCCUGUGUGUGGCUGUGUACAUAUAGUUGUGGUUGCUCCCAAGGAAAAGCAUCGCCGGGAUGGCGAGGAUGUCGAUGCUGAUGAUAAUGAUGAUGCUGCCCGCCACUACCAGACUCAUUUAGUGUGUUCAAAUGGAAGACUGACCUCAGCAGGAGUAGGAGCACGAGUACGAGGAGUACGAGCAGCCAAGUGGCAAGAAAUCGCACUGAUUGACGCACAGCAGCAGCCAGAACCAGCCGCCGCACUGGCGUCGUUUUGCGAACGCGGCCUGAUGCCCGACUCGAUGAUGGACAUGGACCAUCAUCAGCAGCAGCAGCAGCAGCGACACCAGCAGCCGCCGCGCAUGACGAUGACGGCGAGCACGAGCACCUUUGCCCCACCGGCACCGCCAGCCGCCGCAGCUCCACCGCCCAUCGAUCAGCGGGAUCGGGAUAGGGAUCGGGAUCGGGAUCGGGAUCAGCUGCAUCAGCAGCACAAUCACCAUCAGGCCUCGUCCCCAUCCACGGGCCCCAUGAUGCAACACCCAACGCAGCCGCCACCGCAGCAGCAGCAGCAGCAGCAGUCCAGCAUGCAGCAGCAGCAGCCGCAGAUACGGGAGCGGGAGAACCACCAACAGCAGCAGCAGGCACCACAGCAGCAGCAGCAGCAGCAACAGCAGCAAAUUCAAGUGCAACAGCAGCAGCAGUUGCAGCUGCCCGUCGGACAUCAUGCGCUGAUGCAGCAAUCGCAGCAGCAGCAGGCCAUCCAUCGGGCCGAGGCGCGACGAGAUACACAAGCAAAACAUUCCCACGGAUUUCUCUAUUCGGAUGAGGAGAUCAGCGACAAGGCCUCAACAUGCGGCAAGCUUCUCAUCUUUCUCUCCGUGGCAUUGGUGAUAAUGACGCUGCCCUUCAGCCUCUUCGUUUGCUUCAAGGUGGUGCAGGAGUACGAGCGGGCGGUUAUCUUCCGUUUGGGUCGUCUCAUGCAGGGCGGUGCCAAGGGUCCAGGCAUCUUCUUCAUCCUGCCCUGCAUCGACUCGUAUGCACGUGUGGAUUUGCGUACCCGCACCUACGAUGUGCCCCCACAGGAGGUUCUCACAAAGGAUAGCGUUACGGUUUCGGUGGAUGCAGUGGUUUACUAUCGCGUAUCAAAUGCAACGGUCUCUAUAGCGAACGUGGAGAAUGCUCACCAUUCGACCAGACUACUGGCACAGACUACUCUACGAAACACAAUGGGAACUCGGCAUUUGCAUGAGAUACUCAGCGAGCGUAUGACGAUUUCCGGCACAAUGCAGGUUCAACUCGACGAAGCCACCGAUGCCUGGGGCAUCAAAGUUGAACGUGUUGAAAUCAAGGACGUGCGUCUGCCCGUGCAACUGCAACGCGCCAUGGCCGCUGAGGCGGAGGCUGCCCGUGAGGCACGCGCCAAAGUCAUUGCCGCCGAGGGCGAGCAGAAGGCAUCGCGGGCGCUGCGUGAGGCAUCCGAGGUGAUUGGCGACUCGCCGGCUGCCCUUCAGCUUCGGUAUCUGCAGACACUCAACACCAUUUCUGCGGAAAAGAACUCGACGAUUGUGUUCCCCCUGCCCAUCGAUUUGAUAACGUAUUUCCUGAAGACCAAUGAAGCCUCCACCCAGCGGAAGGCGGCCAAUGCCAGGGAUGCCCUCGGCUAUACGCCGCCUCCACUGCAUCUACCGCCUCAGCAGCAGCAAUACCAGCAGCAGCCGAUGUACCCACAGCAGCAGCAGCAGCAGCAGUAACAACACAAC
This is a messenger RNA of Drosophila subobscura, 1984 nucleotides long. Its product is annotated as band 7 protein AGAP004871. NCBI's taxonomy places the organism in Eukaryota, Metazoa, Arthropoda, Insecta, Diptera, Drosophilidae. The record is from RefSeq and is a predicted model, not a curated record. Bases 512 to 1975 code for a protein of 487 amino acids. Gene Ontology annotation, cellular component: plasma membrane. The transcript is spliced from 10 exons.